AUGGCAGCAGCUGUACUUGACCUCCCUGAUGCUAAGUUCCCCCAGCUUGGGAAGACUGCGAUUCCAGCCCAAAAUGGAUCUAAUCGUCCCAAAAGAUCACAGACCGUCACUGGACGAGGAGGACGCGGCCGCCCUCUAUCCAAUCCACAGCAAGCAUCAGUCAUUACUUUUCGGAAGUACGGAGACAAGUUCAAGCCAGAGACGUAUUCUCCAGGGGACGUCAUCAGCGUGCCUUUCCACAUCGCCGACUACGAACAGCCGCCCGUGAACCCGGGCAUACAUUCAAGUCUAUGCAAGCUAGGUCCUUACGUCUAUUCGAAAUUUCGUCGCUUGAUCAUAUUGGACUGCUAUGUUGACCAUUGCGUGGCGAUCCCACUCUUCACCAAUAACGGCGCCGGAUUGAAGAAGAAGGUGGCAAAGGGCGAGUGGGUUGGCGUGCGAGACGCCGCAGAUCCGGUACGAGAAGCUGCGCUACCCAGACGACAGCAGCAACCCGAGCUGGAUGAAGAGCACCACCCACGCGCACUACGCGCACCCGGUCUCGUUCCGCUACGACAGGUUCUGCAUCAGGAUAGGGGAGCUCUCCGACCCGGAGGACGUGGCCCGGCUACGGGCCCUGCUGCAUAA
Messenger RNA from Drepanopeziza brunnea f. sp. 'multigermtubi' MB_m1, 627 nucleotides. The record is from RefSeq and is a predicted model, not a curated record. NCBI's taxonomy places the organism in Eukaryota, Fungi, Ascomycota, Leotiomycetes, Helotiales, Drepanopezizaceae.